This is a messenger RNA of Macaca mulatta (Rhesus monkey), 4057 nucleotides long. The record is from RefSeq and is a predicted model, not a curated record. NCBI's taxonomy places the organism in Eukaryota, Metazoa, Chordata, Mammalia, Primates, Cercopithecidae.
ACCCUGUCCCAAACAAAACAAAAAUAACUUUUUGAUGUUUAUUGAUUUCCACUUUUUUCAGCUAUAUAUGCAUAGGAUUGGGGAGAUUUAAGUAUAUUGCCUAAGGUGACACAGCAGGAAAGCUAGGAUUUGAACCCUGGCACUCUGGCUCCAGAGCCUGCACUCUAAAUUCUGUAUUUCACUUCUGUCAUAGAGCAGGCAUUAUAUGGAUAUCAGGACACAUUUUGCUGGAAGAGGGGCACAAAAACAGAUAAUAGAGUUUACCACAAUAAGUGAUACCAAGGAGGUGUAGCAAGGAGCACGAAGGAGAAACACCAGUAUGAGCUGUGGUAGAGGCGGUGACAUAUGAGCCUUUCCAUCCUCAAGGAUGCGGUUACUGAUCUGAGAAGGAAGUGAGGCAUCCCAGCCAAAGGAUGCUGCAGCACAAAGUCACGUGGUCACACUGGAGCAGGUGAUCAAUAGAAUCUUUGGGGAGGCUAGGAAGGUGGCUCACAGCGUACAUGAGUUUGUUGUUCACUCGUAAGGCAUGCUGAGAGCUGGUAGAGGAUUUUAGACAAGGAAGCGAUAGGGUAAUUUUUGUGUUUUGAAGAUAACUGCGACAGCAAUAUGGGGAAUGGAUUGAAGAGAGGAAAGAAUGGAACAGAGAUGGCUACUGGGUGGCUGAUAGAGCAGGAGGAUGGACUCAGACAAGUUCUGGAGGAGAUGAAAGCUUUGUAUGAACAAAACCAGUCUGAUGUGAAUGAAGCGAAGUCAGGUGGACGAAGUGAUUUGAUACCAACUAUCAAAUUUCGACACUGUUCUCUGUUAAGAAAUCGACGCUGCACUGUAGCAUACCUGUAUGAUCGCUUGCUUCGGAUCAGAGCACUCAGAUGGGAAUAUGGUAGCAUCUUGCCAAAUGCAUUACGAUUUCACAUGUCUGCUGAAGAAAUGGAGUGGUUUAAUAAUUAUAAAAGAUCUCUUGCUACUUAUAUGAGGUCACUGGGAGGAGACGAAGGUUUGGACAUUACACAGGAUGUGAAACCACCAAAAAGCCUAUAUAUUGAAGUCCGAUGUCUAAAAGACUAUGGAGAAUUUGAAGUUGAUGAUGGCACUUCAGUCCUAUUAAAAAAAAAUAGCCAGCACUUUUUACCUCGUUGGAAGUGUGAGCAGCUGAUCAGACAAGGAGUACUGGAGCACAUCCUGUCGUGACCAUGCACUGAGGCACUCCCACCCAGGCUUCACCCAAUUCAUGGAUGCCUCUGUACUCACUCUCUCCACCCUCCCUUCACCUCCCUCUUUGAUUUUACAAGCUGUAGACACUGUUGAAGGUAACUAAGAAUACUUGGCUAAGAAGUAUAAUUUGCUAUUAAAGACUUUCUUCUUUUUUUAAUGUUGUACACUAUUCUUCCUACUCCUUUUUGGUGUUGGUUUUGUUUUGUUUUGUAGAAACAGUGUCUCACUAUGUUGCCCAAGCUGGUCUCAAACUGCUGGCCUCAAGCAGUCCUCCCACCUUGGCCUCUCAAAGUGUUGAGAUCACAGGUGUGAGCCACUGCACCUGGCCCCUACUCCUUUUUCUAAUAAGCUGUAUCUAUAAUCACAGCAUUCCUACACAGUUUUGUUACAGUGUAUUUUUUAAAUGAAAGUAAACAUGGUUACAUUUGAAUCUCUUAAAUAAUCAGUCACUUGGCUGGAUAGGAAGAAGGUAGAUCCUGUGUGUCUUGUUUUCUGGUCAUGUGUAUUGUACAAGCUAGAGAUGAAUUUCUGAGAUACACAUUUUCAAAUCACAUAAGCAAGUGAAGAUGAUGGUCUGUAGAAAUUUCCGGUAUAUGUAAUGUUUAAUGACAUACUAAUUUAUCACCUGGAUAUUUGGAAAGGAAGGACACACAUGGAUUUUGCACAUUUCCACCAUGGUGGCUGGUGUGGCUUGUGGCUGUGGGAUGGUCACCAGUAUCACCACUUUGGAGAGGGACAGUGAAAUUGGGGCUAGAGAAAGAACUUUGUACAGUUUUCCCUGAGAUUCAGAUUGACUGAAAAGUCACAUGAAGAGUUGAUUGGCUUUCAAUGGUAUUUUUUUUUUUUUUUGAUAUGGAGUCUUGCUCUGUCAUCCAGGCUGGAGUGCAGUGGUGCGAUCUCAGCUCACUGCAAGCUCUGCCUCCUUGGUUCACGCCAUUCUCCUGCCUCAGCCUCCUGAGUAGCUGGGACUACAGGCACCCGCCACCAUGCCCGGCUAAUUUAUUUUGUGUGUUUAGUAGAGACGGGGUUUCACCGUGUUAGCCAGGAUGGUCUUGAUCUCCUGACCUCAUGAUCCGCCUGCCUCGGCCUCCCAAAGUGCUGGGAUUACAGGCUUGAGCCACUGCGCCCGGUCCUAAUGGUAUCUUUUAAACAGCUGACAUUUUAAAUUUUGAUGAAAUCCAGUUUAUUCGUUUGUUCUUUUAUGCUUUGGAUGUUGCAUCCAAGAAAUCUUUUCCCAUCCCAAGGUCACAAUUUUUUUUUCCUUUUUUCUUCUGGAAGUGUUAUAAUUUUAAGCUUUAUACUUUGGUCUAUAACCCGUUUUUUUGUUCUUUUUUUUUUGUUGUUUCUUUGUUUGUUUUGAGACGGAGUCUCGCUCUGUCACCCAGGCUGGGGUGCAGUGGCGUGAUCUCGGCUCACUGCAAUCUCCAUCCCCUGGGUUCAAGUGAUUCUUUUGUCUCAGCCUCCCAAGUAGCUGGGAUUAUAGGUGCAGGCCACCACACCUGGCUAAUUCUCGUAUUUUUAGUAGAGACAGGGUUUUACUGUGUUGGCCAGGCUGGUUUCGAACUCCUAAUCUCAAGUGACCUACCUUGGCCUCCGAAAGUUUUGGGAUUACAAGUGUGAGCCACCGCGCCCAGCCUGUGAUUCAUUUUGAAUGAAUUUUUUAUAUGGUGCAAGGUGUCGAUCCACCUUCACCUUUUCUUGGGCAUAUAGAUACCCAGCUGUUUCACUACCAUUUUUUGAAAGGACUGCCCUUUGCUCUAUCAGCUUUGCAUUUUUGUUAAAAAGUAGUUGUCAGUGUGUAUGUGGGUUUAUUUCAGGACUCUGUUUUGUUCCAUUGACCUGUUUUUCUCUCCUGAAUGCCAAUACCAUAUUUGUAUGUAGUGUAUGUAACUUUUCUAAUAAUUCUUGAAAUAGAUAGUAUUAAUGCAUCUUAUUUUUGCUGUUGUUUGUAUUUUUUGGAGAUGGGGUUUCACCGCGUUGGCCAGGCUGUGUUGAACUCCUGAGCUAAAGCAGUCCACUCGCCUCAUCCUCCCCAUGUGCUGGGGUUACAGGCGUGAGCCUUGGCACUGGCCCAAUGUACCACAUUUUUUUUUGAGAUUUGUUUUGGCUAUGUUAAGUCCUUUGCUUUUGAUGUGAAAUUUGGAAAUAGGCAGGGUGUGGUGGCUUAUGCCUGUAAUCCUAGAACUUUGGGAGGCCUAGGUGGGCGGAUCGCUUGAGCUCAGGAGGUCCAGACCAGUCUGGGCCCAUGGUAAAACUCCGUCUCUACAAAAAAUGUAAAAAAUUAGCUGGGUGUGGUGGUGCAUGCUUGUAGUCCCAGCUACAUGGUGGGCUGAGGUGGGAGGAUCACUUGAGCCCCAGAGGUCAAGGCUGCAGUGAGCUGAGAUCACACCACUCCAGCCUGGGUGACAAAGUGAGACUCUCUCAAAAAGAAAUUAGGAUCAACUUGUCAAUUUCUACAACAAAAACCCCUCUUAGCACCUUGAUUGAGAUUGCAUUGAAUUUAUAUAAAAAUGUUGGGAGAAUUGACAUCUUAGUGAUACUGAGUCUUCUGGCCUGUAAACAAGGUCUGUCUUCCCAUGUAUUAAUGUUUCUGUCUUCUGUUUCUCUUAAUAAUCCUGUAGUUUUCAGUGUACAGGUCUACCAUGUCAGCGUUUCAUAGUUUUGAUGCUAAAUGGUAUUUUAAAAUUUCAAAUUCUAACUGCUUGUUGCUAGUAAAUAGAAGUACAAUUGAUGUUUAACUUGUAUCCUUCAGCCUUGCUAAACUGUGAGUUCUCAUGGUUUUUUUGUAAAUUACAUCAACAGUCAUGUGUUCUAUUAAUAAAGAGUUUUACUUCUUCCUUUCUAA